AUGAGGCUCAUGCCCUGCUGCUCAACGCCUGACUUGCUACGUUUCUUAUUGAUCAUCUUCUUCCUUGUAUCUUCUGCUUCAAUUUCAGAACCAAACCAGUUUUGUGAUGCUGGGAUUGGAUAUGGCGAGUCCAUGUGUGGAAUUCCAUCUUCGGCUUCAUCGAAGCUGUUGAUUAAGGGUGGAACGGUUGUAAAUGCUCAACACCAAGAGAUUGCUGAUGUAUAUGUGGAGGAUGGUAUCAUUGUUGCCGUGAAGCCUAACAUUAUGGUAGGGGAUGAUGUUACUGUUCUAGACGCCACUGGGAAGUUUGUUAUGCCAGGAGGAAUUGAUCCGCACACUCACCUAUCUUUUGAGUUUAUGGGUACUGAAACUGUUGAUGACUUCUUCAAUGGUCAGGCUGCAGCAUUAGCAGGUGGGACAACAAUGCAUAUUGACUUUGUCAUACCAGUGGAUGGGAGUUUAACAGCUGGUUUUGAAGCCUAUGAAAAGAAGGCAAAGAAGUCUUGCAUGGACUAUGGCUUUCACAUGGCUAUUACCAAAUGGGAUGAAACUGUUUCAAAAGAAAUGGAACUCAUGGUCAAGGAGAAAGGUAUCAACUCUUUUAAGUUCUUCAUGGCAUAUAAAGGAGCUCUUAUGAUCAAUGAUGAGCUUCUUUUGGAGGGAUUCAAAAAGUGCAAGUCCCUUGGAGCCUUAGCCAUGGUUCAUGCAGAAAAUGGAGAUGCUGUUUAUGAAGGACAAAAAAGAAUGAUAGAACUUGGAAUAACUGGUCCUGAGGGACAUGCCCUUUCAAGGCCUGCAGUGUUGGAAGGAGAGGCAACCGCACGUGCAAUUCGCUUAGCAAGUUUCGUUAACAAUCCUUUGUAUGUAGUUCAUGUAAUGAGCAUUGAUGCCUUGGAAGAAAUUGCAAAAGCUCGGAAAGAAGGACAAAGGGUUAUUGGAGAGCCUGUUGUCUCUGGGCUAGUCCUUGAUGAAUCUUGGCUUUGGCAUCCUGACUUCAAGACUGCAGCAAGGUAUGUCAUGAGUCCCCCUAUCAGGAAACGAGGACAUGACAAGGCCCUUCAAGGUGCCCUUUCAACAGGCAUUCUGCAGCUUGUAGGAACUGAUCAUUGUGCCUUUAAUUCUACCCAAAAGGCAUUUGGAAUUGAUGAUUUCCGGAAAAUUCCUAAUGGUGUCAAUGGUAUUGAAGAAAGGAUGCAUUUGGUAUGGGAUACAAUGGUGGAAUCUGGCCAAAUAUCUGUUACUGACUAUGUUCGGUUGACAAGCACUGAAUGUGCUAGAAUCUUCAAUGUGUAUCCGAGGAAAGGGGCCAUCCUUGCAGGAUCUGAUGCAGAUAUUAUCAUACUCAAUCCAAAUGCAAGCUUUGAGAUUACUGCAAAAUCCCACCACUCCAGAUUAGACGCGAAUGUCUUUGAGGGAAAGAGAGGAAAGGGUAAAGUUGAAGUCACCAUAGCUGGAGGAAGAAUUGUUUGGCAAAAUAAUGAACUGAAGGUUGCUCCUGGUACUGGUAGAUACAUCAAAAUGCCACCUUUUAGUUACCUGUAUGACGGAACUGACAAGCUCGAUGCUAGAUAUCUCUCUUCACUUCAAGCCCCGGUGAAUCGAGCUAAAUCUGCUUCAUAAAGUCCCUUGGCAUUCUGAAAUUUCAACGUGAGCUGGGGAAAACUGAGGUAUCCUAUUGUAUAUAUCAGUUCAAAACUUCAAAUAAAGGAUAUGUCUAGGUCCGUGUACUACACUAGAUAUCAUCAGUUAUCACUAUUUGUGCAUAUGGGUUCAUUAUAA
This is a messenger RNA of Neltuma alba, 1779 nucleotides long. RefSeq names its product dihydropyrimidinase-like. The record is from RefSeq and is a predicted model, not a curated record. Gene Ontology annotation, biological process: pyrimidine nucleobase catabolic process. NCBI's taxonomy places the organism in Eukaryota, Viridiplantae, Streptophyta, Magnoliopsida, Fabales, Fabaceae. Gene Ontology annotation, cellular component: cytosol; cytoplasm. Gene Ontology annotation, molecular function: dihydropyrimidinase activity.